Ostrea edulis (European flat oyster) is the source of this 1964-nucleotide messenger RNA. Its product is annotated as histone H2B-like. Gene Ontology annotation, cellular component: nucleosome. The coding region runs from base 42 to 515 and encodes 157 amino acids. The record is from RefSeq and is a predicted model, not a curated record. The transcript has a single exon. Gene Ontology annotation, molecular function: protein heterodimerization activity; DNA binding; structural constituent of chromatin. Lineage: Eukaryota; Metazoa; Mollusca; Bivalvia; Ostreida; Ostreidae.
CAUCAUGUUUCUCGUACCUUGGCGCAACACCGAACGAAUUAAUGUUUACAAGGAGGUCCGUAAUACGCUUAUCCGCCGUUAUCCGACCGUGUAAUAUAAAUAGCAGCGCGGCCAUUUGUUCCACACAUAGUUUACUAGUAAACAUGCCACCUAAAGCCGGAUCGAAAGGAGCUAAGAAAGCCGCCACUAAGGCGAAGGCCCAGAGAACUGGGGACAAGAAGAAGCGCAGGAAGAGGAGGGAAUCCUAUGCCAUCUACAUUUACAAAGUCCUGAAGCAGGUCCACCCAGACACUGGCGUUUCCAGCAAAGCUAUGAGCAUCAUGAACUCGUUUGUCAAUGACAUUUUCGAGAGAAUCGCCGCUGAAGCUUCCCGCCUGGCCCACUACAACAAACGCUCAACCAUCACCAGCAGAGAAAUCCAGACCGCUGUCCGACUUCUCUUGCCCGGUGAAUUGGCCAAGCACGCCGUCUCUGAGGGUACCAAGGCUGUCACCAAGUACACCAGCAGCAAGUAAACUGAGCAAGGACUUGAACCUCAAACUCAAACGGCCCUUUUCAGGGCCACACAAAUUUUUCGAAAAGAUGCCUUUUAUAACAAUGCAUUGAGAAACGUUUAUUGGUUGACAUUGCAUAUCUACAAAAUAUGCAUACACAAGUGUACUAUGUGUGUUACACACUGUACUAUAUUGAAAUAGAAUUCAAGACGAGCCAUUCAGAAUACACAAUCAAACAAACAAAUGUAUAUCUCAUUGUGUUCAUUUUCAACUGCAUACAUUUCAUCACUUAUUAUGAUAGCUUUGUUUGUAACUUUAACCAGUCAUUGAUAAAAUUGAAACUAAGAUGGAAGAUGUUAUCAAAAUAAACAUUUUGGCUCUGUUGAAUAUAUAGCAUUAUAGAGAAAUAUUGAUAUUAACAAAAAAGUUUCUAAGUCUUAUUAUUUUCUGUCAUUGAAAUAGUAAAUCAGUUUUGCAGCACCCAACACCCAAAUGACAGCUAAUAAAUGAGCAUAAACAUGUAAUUAAAAGUAUAUAAUUGUUGAUACAAGUAAAGACAAUACACAGUAAAGAGUAAUACACUCAUUGGAGGCAUUUUAAGUUUCGCAUGUAGGCAUUGAUCAGUACUCAGUUGAUGCAUGUGUGUUUUCCCUAGUGCAAUAUAUAAUAUGCCUGAUACAUCAACAAGAGGCAACACACAAUGCUAUUUAAAGGAUAGAAAACAGAAACAUGUAGAAUAAACAGAUACACACAAUAUUAUUAUAUGAAAUGUUGAAUCGCAUGUGUAAGAUUAUAUUUUAAAAAUGCACAUGUCCCCCCCAACAGGCCCUUAAUAGGUGAAUUGAUAAUGAUAAGUCUCUUUAUGAAUCCAAUCUUGGAAAAAAAAAGUUUGUACAACAUCUUUCAUGCGACUGCAUAUUGUGUAUUGGUUUAUAUUGUGUAGGUGUGCCACGCAUCAAUAUCUCACGGUUUGCAAGUACUUUCCAGUUACAAUGUACAGAAUUAGUAAAUGCAUAUGUUACGAAAGUCAACUGUCACCAAAUGGUAAACUAGAUACCCAUGUAAUGAUGUUAAUUAAGAUGAAAACAUAUAUUACAUUUACUUUGCCUUCCACAGAGGAAUCUGCCAAAUAGAAAGUCUUGAGUUUGCUAUUUCAGCAUUCCUAGCAAUAAACGAGUUUGUAUAAAAGAAGAAGAAAAAAGAAAAACAUGUUUGUAGGACAUUUGUGACGACAAGAAGCAAUAACAAUAUAAUCAAUUUAAUUUAACAUGUGCCUACAUGGUAUGCAUUUUAAAAUAUCUAUAGUACUAAUUAGUACUUUGUAUACAGUCACGUGGGAUAUUUUGUAAUACGGGGGUUAUCACAAUUAUCAGCUGCUUUUUUAAGUCUUCGUUUUGUCUCCUUCAUAUGUGUAAAGUGUCCAAAUCAUUUAUGUUAUUGUGUGAUAAAUAAACAAUCCAUCUAGAUAAA